ACUAUGCCAGACCAGAGUCAAGGCAUAGCAACCAAAACAAAACUAAAAUUAAAUAAGUGUGUCAGUGUCUCCGCGUUUUUUUAUGCAGCGAAAAUGUAGCGUAAAUGACGUCACAAGCAGCAACCGCUGCAUGUCGCUGCAUGGCAUUUUACAAACGCUUGUCGCUGAAGCAAAAUGGACGCUGUCCCUUGUUCGCUGAUUUCAGUUUUAGAAAGUAACAUAUUAUUUAAAGAAUUACAAGAGAAUAAAAAAAGGAGGUAUGAAAAUUUAAUGGUUGGCAUCGCUGUUUCCAAUGAACGUAAAAAAUCUAAGCGACAGAAGAUACGAAAUUACGUUGAAGAGGUCGUACCUUCAUAUUCUAUGGAUGACUUCAAAUCUCAUUUUAGACUCACAAAAAGUUCAACAGAAGAAGUUAUAAAAUUAUUAAAUUCAAAGAGAGAAAUGAAAGUAAAAAAAGGACGACCUCUUAUUUCUUCUACAAAGGAAGUAUUAUUGAGUAUUUGGACUCUUGCUAACCAAGAAUCAUUUAGAGGUAUUGGAGACAGAUUUGGUGUCAAUAAAGGUCAUGCACACACAAUCUUUAUAGACUUCUGCCAAAAAAUGUGUCGUAUGAUUGGCAAGUUUAUUACAUGGCCAAAUGAUAACUUGGAAAGAACAGUUUUUAAGUUUGAAGAAUUACGUUCUGUUUCAUUGCCUGGAGUAAUUGGGUGUGUUGAUGGAACACACAUAUAUAUAAAAGCUCCAAAGGAAGACAGCCAGAGUUAUUACAACAGGAAAGGAAGGCACUCUAUCCUGUUGCAAAUAAUUUGUGAUUCUGAAAUGCGAAUUAUUGAUGCAUUUGUUGGUUGGCCUGGUAGUGCCAAUGAUUCUCGGGUUUGGCAGCAGAGCCCUAUUUAUAAUAGGUUUUUAAACGAAUCUUCAAGGUAUUUAGGAGAUAAGUAUUAUUUACUUGGAGAUUCAGCGUAUCCAUUAGAUACAUUUUUAAUUGUACCAUAUAAAGAUUAUGGUAAUCUUACUGUAAAACAGAAAAAUUUUAACAGAAGACACAGUUCUAUCAGAGUUGUGGUAGAACAAACCAUAGGUCUGCUAAAAGGGCGAUUCCGUCGUCUGAAAUAUUUGGACAUGGAAAACAUUUCAUCAAUGUCAAAAGUCGUAAUGACAUCAUGUAUAUUGCACAAUUUAUGCAUUAAUCAAGGUGAUAUUGACUGUACAGAGGAUGCAUUUGUUGAUGAUUAUAAUGAACCUGCAGAAGACCCAAUUACAAGAAAUCGUACAGCUGCAGAAGUAAAACGUAAUCAAUUAGCAGAUCUAUUGAUGCAGAAUUGAAAUGUUUAUUGAAAAUAUAAUUUACAAUUGUCUUGUAGUUAAAUUAAUAAAUGUAGAGAAUAGUUUUAUACAAUCUAUUGUCAGUGUUCUUAAUAAGAUGUUUAUCACAAAUUCACUCAUCUAUCAAUUGAAGGGCUCCCUAUAGAAACAUUACAAACAACAAAUGUCUUUUUUACCAAGAAGCUAAAAAUUGUUUCAUUCUUUUUCUACAUUCAUAUUUUAAAACUCGCUUAUUUACACUUGUUGACUAAGAUUAUUUAAAUUCAAAAGUAGGGAAAACUCAAUUACUUUUAUUGAACAUUUUUUUCCUUAUUUUGGUCUAAAAACAAGUAUAUUCUUAGACAGAAUUAGAUAACCUAAUAAAUAGGGUAUAACAAUUGCAGGGCUUAUCACACCAAUUGUUAUACCCUAUUUAUUAAGUCUAAUUUAUAGUCGUGGGUUAAAAGCAUUUUUUAUUAUUAUAAGUAUAUUCUUAUUGAAUUAAAUUUUUACAGAAGUAUGUAAUGCGUUUGUAGUUUUACACAGAGGCCAUUAAAGACAAUAAAUUGGGCUAAGAUUCAAAAUACUCAACAUUAUGUCAUACUGAUGAACAAAAGAAGAAAAUACAAAACGAGGCAUUUUCUAUGGCUGAAUUAAAACUGGGAAUCCAAGAAAAAAGUUCUUAAAAAAACAGCCAUUGAGAGCUUGUAUGGAGUGUGAGAAUAGAGUUCUCUUGCCAUUUUUUGAAUAAAUUAAACACAAUAAUGCUUUAUUAAUAAAAAAGCAGUUUUAGAGAUUUAUUUUGUUAGUAAAAAUGGCAUUAAUUUUGUAAGGGCCCCUAAGUUUUCUCCUGACCCAAGGAAAAAUUGCAUUUCCUAUUGAGUCCUGUACAAAAAGAAAGGAAUCAACAAUGAAGCUUAUGUAAUAAAAAGUUUGAUUUCUUUUUUUUAAAAUAAUAUGCAAGUCUCAGAAAAGUAAUA
Molecule: messenger RNA, 2285 nt
Organism: Centruroides sculpturatus (bark scorpion)
Lineage: Eukaryota; Metazoa; Arthropoda; Arachnida; Scorpiones; Buthidae
Product: putative nuclease HARBI1
Exons: 2
Coding region: 175-1326 (383 amino acids)
Source: RefSeq, a predicted model, not a curated record